UAAGACUGAAAAAUACAUGGUAGCUUCAUGCCUUGCUUGUCAACAAAGCAUUCUUCUUUAGCUUUUUAAGCUUUACCCUAUUAAAUUGAAAUUUCUCUUCCCUUCUCUCCCUCUUCUGCCCUCUUUGCUUCACUCGUUUGUUUCCCCUAAAAAGAAUCCAUUCAAAGCUAGAGUUUCAGACAUUCAAACCCGUAGAUUUUGAGUUUUAAUGAAGGAUAUUCAGAUCGGAGUUCGAUAUUAGAGGUGUUUUUGAAACUGGGAUUUUUUUAGCGAUGGAAUCCGGUGCCGGUUCUCGUUAUGUUCAUCAUCUACUUGGACCGGAGCUUCAGCUUCAAAGAUCAUCGGAACCCCAAUUCAACUCGCCGGAGAAACAAGGAACAACCGAUCAUCCUAGCGCAGCCACUACAAGCUCUGGAGGAGGAAGUACCACUCCGGGAAGAAGACCUAGAGGACGUCCAGCGGGAUCCAAGAACAAGCCGAAACCACCCAUAAUCGUUGCUCGCGACAGUCCGAACUCGUUGAGAUCCCACGUGCUCGAAAUCUCUUCCGGUUCAGACAUAGUUGACUCGGUGUCGGACUACGCACGGCGGCGCGGCCGUGGCGUUUGUGUACUCAGCGGGACCGGUGCCGUCACGAAUGUCACGUUACGGCAACCGGCUGCUCCACCUGGAAGUGUCGUAACACUACACGGUCGGUUCGAGAUUUUAUCUUUAACCGGGACUUCUCUCCCACCGCCAGCACCGCCUGGAGCUGGUGGAUUGACGGUUUAUCUCGCCGGCGUUCAAGGUCAAGUAGUCGGAGGAAGCGUGGUGGGUCCGUUAAUGGCUUCAGGUCCAGUCGUAUUAAUGGCUGCAUCGUUCGCCAAUGCAGUUUACGAUAGGUUACCUCUCGAAGAAGAAGACCCACCACCCGUUCACGAACAACAACCAGCAGCUUCACAAUCAUCCGGAUUAACCGGCAGUGGUGGCGGAAACAACAACAACAGUGGCACAACCGGAACCGGCGUAGGCGGCGGCGGCGGGGUUCCUUUCUAUAAUUUGGGACCAAACAUGGGAACUUAUCCAUUUCCAGGUGAUGUAUACGGUUGGAGUGGUAGUGCAACGAGACCUCCCUUGUAAAUCUUCACUAUGAAUCAAAGAACAACGUUUAUAAGUUCUGGGUUUUGUUUUUUCUUUUCUUUUUCAUCAUAGGAUUAUGAACUUGAUGAACACAAAUCAAUGAAUCAUCACAAGGUCUCAAAUUUUUGGUC
Molecule: messenger RNA, 1249 nt
Organism: Gossypium raimondii (Peruvian cotton)
Lineage: Eukaryota; Viridiplantae; Streptophyta; Magnoliopsida; Malvales; Malvaceae
Product: AT-hook motif nuclear-localized protein 25
Exons: 2
Coding region: 273-1118 (281 amino acids)
Biological process (GO): vegetative to reproductive phase transition of meristem
Cellular component (GO): nucleus
Molecular function (GO): DNA-binding transcription factor activity; minor groove of adenine-thymine-rich DNA binding
Source: RefSeq, a predicted model, not a curated record